AUGUUCCGGAGUAGCCGAAGCCCACUGCAAAACGAGACAGAGUGCAUUCGACAGCAUACAAAGUUGCACGCGAAAAAGUCCGUGGAAAAAAGAAACGUGAAAAUUUUAUCACUGAAAUUCAAUUGCAAUCAGCUGAAUUUACGCAUACAGAGCCUGCAGUUUGCAGUUUGUUUUCUUGGUCGUGUAUCAUUUGUUUAUCGUAUGUCCAUCCAGAAUCUAAAUACAUUCGACCCCUUUGCAGAUGCAAUCAAGGGUGCUGAUGAAAAUGUGCAAGACGGACUUGUACAUAUAAGAAUUCAACAGAGGAAUGGUCGCAAGACACUAACUACUGUUCAAGGGCUUUCCUCGGAGUAUGACCUGAAGAAGAUUGUGCGAACAUGUAAAAAGGAAUUUGCGUGCAAUGGGACUGUAAUUGAGCACCCAGAGUACGGUGAAGUGUUGCAACUGCAAGGUGACCAGCGUGAAAAUAUUUGUCGCUGGCUUACUAAAUCCGGGCUCGCCAAGGCGGAGCAGCUCAAAGUGCACGGAUUCUAAAGGAGAAGUAAAAGGCGCAAAGGAAAAAAAAAAGAAAGUAAAGUAACGAAGAAAAGCUUGAAAAAAAAACACAGGACAACGUUGGAGAUUUGAAGAAGGAUAAACAAAGGAGAUUCAAUACUGACUAAAGCAAAAAAAAAAAUAAAAGAAAGAAAAACAAGAAAAUCUCAGAAGGAAGCUGAAUGCAAGAUAGUUAGCAAAAAAAAGAAGAAAUUAAAGAGGAGAAAAUAUAGCGAAAAAAGAAAAAAGAGAAACAAGUGACGUCAACAAUUAUCAAUUUAAUGCCGAAAGCAGCGAGAGGUGGCAGCAAAGGGGGCGGACGUGGAAAUUUUCCGUAAUUUGAGUUCAAAUGCAGAAUUAAGUAAUAACAAAAAAACUUUUAUUUUAAUGAGACAGAUUAUUAAUUGAAAAAACAAAGAAAUAUUUUGCAAAAUUCAUAAUACAAAAAAUCCUUUGAAGAAAAAAAAAUAAACGAAACUUGUUCAAAUGUAAUUUCUCCCUAAAUAUUUUUUGGGCAAACUAAAAGAAGAAAAAAAAACAUAAAUAAAAUAAAAACUCAAUGAUUCUCCAUUAAAAAAAAUUUACAGUAUCAAGUUGAAAUAUUAUAAUAACGGAAUAAUAAAAAAAAACAGAAUGAUAUUCUUUAAACUUUUUCAUAAUUAAAUGUAAAAGGAAAGAUAAUAGAUUUUAGUAGACAAUUUUCCCUUUCUCUGUGUUAAAGAAAACGUUAAAAAAAAGAAGAAGAAAAAAGUUGAAAGGACAAGAAAGUGCGAAACUUUCUUUUUGACUUUGUAACGAGAUUUAAUUUUUUUUUGUUUUUAUAUUAAACAAGAAACAUUUCUGUGAGAUAAUGAAAAUCACGUGGAAUUUACUGAGAUGACACUUGAUGGAAUAAGCUUGAAAAAGAUAAAAAAAGGAAAAAUAAAUCAGUCAUCAAGGUAUAUUUUUUAGGAAAAAUAGAAUCUUAAAGCGAAAACGCGUUAUCAAAUAUAAAAUCCGCAAAAGGAAGGAAGGAAGAAAAGCCGCUAGACGAAAAAGAAUGUAAAUGGAUUUAUCUCAAUGCACAGUCAAUUGUUUGCAUUAAGAAAUGUAUCUUGGAGCAAUUGAUGUUUUCAGAGAGUGUGGAUAUUUGUUUUUCUCAGUCACACACCAAUCAAAUUUAGGACAAUUUUUCCUCUUUAUAUUCCUUUUUUUAAUUUGAGAAUGCCCUAAUUUUUUUCUACAAUUUUUUUUUGAAACAUUUCACUGGAAAACUAAUUUACAACUGAAUAAACUAUAGAUGGAAAGCUUACCUUAAAAAAAA
Molecule: messenger RNA, 1837 nt
Organism: Phlebotomus papatasi
Lineage: Eukaryota; Metazoa; Arthropoda; Insecta; Diptera; Psychodidae
Gene: eIF1
Product: eukaryotic translation initiation factor eIF1
Exons: 3
Coding region: 1-534 (177 amino acids)
Biological process (GO): translational initiation
Cellular component (GO): eukaryotic 43S preinitiation complex
Molecular function (GO): ribosomal small subunit binding; RNA binding; translation initiation factor activity
Source: RefSeq, a predicted model, not a curated record